This is a messenger RNA of Durusdinium trenchii, 4002 nucleotides long. The record is from the annotation of a GenBank genome assembly. NCBI's taxonomy places the organism in Eukaryota, Dinophyceae, Suessiales, Symbiodiniaceae.
AUGGAGAACGUUGCAGAAGCGUCUCCUCCGCCCGGCGGCCCAGCGCCCAACCCUGCGGAUCCUCCGAGCCCGACUUCCCCAGCUGAGCCGGCGGGCGAUGCUGCUGCUCCAGUAGAAGCAGACGAAGAGAACAAGACCGUGUUUUCUGAGCAGACCUGCUUCGAGGAAGAGUCUUUGGGUGAUGUGACAGAGGGCAGCACGGACCUGGAAGCAGCAGGGCUAGACCUUGACAAGCUCAAUGCCGGUGGUUCAAGCCUGGCUCUGCUGUUGCAGAAGCAGCAAGAGGGUCGGCUGGGGGCCCUCCGGCAAAUGUGGCAUUGGGCGCAACAGCAACUACAGCAGAUCCAGGUCCUACCACUGCAGCCAGCAUGGCCUUGGAUGGUUACGACAGCAAACGUGACUACCAAAGGAAGGUUCGCAACAAGUAAGGAGGACGUCAGAAGCGAUCAGGUGGUUGGGACUGGUGUCCGCGAAAUUGGCAUCGUGGUGGACCAGGAGGCCCUGAUGGACCAAGUGGUUCUGGUGGGCCUGGACCGUCGGCUGGAAGCUCCUCGUCCACGAUUGUCGCUUGAAAAAGGUGCGUUUGCGAAUUGGCUGGGUUGGGAGGUUCUGGAAAGGGUUAAGUGGCGCUGCGGCUCUUUGGGCCGCCCUUUUUCACCCCAUGGCAGCGGCUCACUGGGCCGCCAUUGCGUCUGUUUGCGGCCUGCGGCUCUUUGGGCCGCUGGGCGUUGCGGCUCACAAGGCCGCCGCUUCUCUGGGUCAGCGGCUCUCUGGGCCGCUGUUUGGCAGCGGCUCCAAGGCCGCUGCAUCGCGGCUCUCUGGGCCGAGGUUUGGCAGCGGCUCUAUGGCCCGCUGCGGCAGCGGCUCUAUGGGCCGCUGCAUCGCGGCUCUAUGGGCCGCUGCAUCGCGGCUCUCUGGGCCGCUGUUUGGCAGCGGCUCUAUGGGCCGCUGCAUCGCGGCUCUCAGGGGUCGCUAGCGGCUGUCUGGGCCGCUGAUAUGGGCGCGGCUCUUGGGGCCGCUGCCUGCUUGCGGCUCUUGGGGCCGCUUGCUGCAGCUUCGUUGGGCUCUGGGUCGACUGCGCGGCUCGCUGGGCCGCUGGCGGCCAUGGGCUGCGAGAUUGUCCGGGCCUUAUUCUCGCUGCAAGCGAGUGUGGAUCGCCUGGAUCUUCCGGGCAGGAAUACCCUUUGGUUCAACAAAAUGCAGUCGAUGCACUCACAUGGAACUCGAACUUUGUCUUGGCAUGGGAUUAGCUUGCGCCAUGCAGCCUACAGCAUGGUGAGCCUAUGCCCUAAGAAGAAGAUCAGCAAGUUUUUGAAGGCCAUUUCCCUUGGCGCAGUGCGAGCUCCGGUGGAUGGUCGCUCCUUGAACAUUGCCAAACCGAAGCCCAAAAGGGAUGACUGCAAUGUGUUCUUCUCAUUUCUCUAUGAGAAUUUGUCUGAACCUCUGGCCUUGGCCCGAGACCAAGUAGAGGACGAAGAGGUGGCAGAAGAGGAAAGCUACAAUGUUGAGCGCAUUGAGGCCCCACAAUGGCUCUUGGAACAAGAUUUUCUGGAAGUGCCAAUAGAACUUGGCCAUGUCGCUGCAGGCAGUGCUGACAAGCGUCUAGUGGAGAAGCGGUGGUUGCCGACAAUGAGCCUCGCUGAAAUUUAUGACCUGUACAAGGACAUGCGUUGCGACCAUGCUGAGUUGUCAUCCUGGAGCUCUUUUUCCAGGGCAUGGAAAGACUGGCAGCAAAUCAUUGCCAUUCGCCCUGCUCAAGUUCAUGCUCGCUGUGAUGACUGCGCCAAAUACGCAAAGUACCGGCAGCUGCAUUGCGACAAUGAAGCUGAUUUGAAGGCUGUGACGAACGCCUACAACAAGCACAUCAAGGAAGUCUUUGCCGACAGGCAUGUCAUGACUCUGCUGGAAAACAAAGUCGAGCAAAGCAUGAAGCAGGGAGAGCAAGAACUACCGCAUUUGGUUUUGGUGAUUGAUGGGAUGGACAAGAGCAAGUGGUUAUUACCAAAACUCGUUGAGAACACCAAGAGAAUGUCCAUGCUUCGGCGGCCAUCUUUGCAUCUUGUUGGCGUGAUGAUCCCUGGAGUUCUGGAAUUCAUGGCGAUUCUUGAGCCAGAUGUGAAGGGCGAUUCAGAUUGUCAACAGACAUUGAUCUGCAGAGCUAUUCAACUUGCAGAGGAGCAACUUUUGCGCAGCGGUCGGUCUUUGCCAGGAAGACUUGUCAUUCAGUUUGACAAUACGAGCAAAGAGGGUAGAAACAGUCAAAUGCUCCUUUGGUCAUCGAUGAUGAUCAAAAUGAAAAGGUUCACAGACAUCGCAUUUGGACUGAUGCGUGUAGGACACACGCACAACCGCUUGGAUCAGCGGUUCGGUGUGAUUUCCGCCCUUCUUCGUCGUGCGUCUUGCUUGGAAACGGCUGAGGACUAUCAAGCCUACAUCCUUGAGCAUUACAAGCCUGCUCGAGGUCUGCCAUUGAUCUGUGAGGUCAUCACGGCGUGCCAUUGUUGGCGGGAUCUCAUGGCCCCCUUGGAGACGGCCUUCACUGGAAUCACCGGAAGCAAGACUACUGCAGACGCAGCCCAUGUGAUGCGAGUGGUGGCCAGGAAGGACGUUGCUCAUUGCGUGCCAGGGUGUGUUGCUGAAGAGGGCGAUGAUUUCGAUCCUGUUUUGUUGGCCAAGCACUGGUUGUGUUCAAAGGUGUUGUCACAGCCACCGACUGUGCAGUUAGAAGGGAAAGCGAAGGUAGAUUUGUCUUUGCUUCGCACCAUGCCGGCCCCGCGCGCAUGGCUCACAGAUGAGUCGCUCAAGAAGUAUGCGAAGACAGCAGAGGAGGUGUUGCAAAAGCCUUGGCAGUUGCAUGCCGCUUUCUCUUACUUUCAGGAUUGGUUGCGCAGAAACGGAGAACAGAUACCUGGUAAGCUCCCGGACAUCGAAUGCAUCAUCAAUGGCAGGGACUUUUUGGAGCCUACCGGUCCUGAGGUGACUGCAACUUGGAAAGACUUUGCUCCAGAAGGAGCGCUGGCCAUUCGAGAAGUGCGUGCAAGACCCAAGACUUAUGGCCCGAAGAGACCGCCCAAGACCGAUGGCUCGAUCACUCCUAGCAGCGAUGAUGGUGCUCCAGGGGUUUUUGCCUCCUUCCGCCGGUGCUACAGGACGAGGCGGUCUUGCUAUUGCAAAGAUCCGAGCGGAGGCGGCUCGGGGGAUCCCCACAUCCAAUCGUUGCGCGGUGCUCACUAUAGCCUCUUGAAGGAAGGCACCUUCCUUGCAUGGAGCUUUUCCAAAGCGCCAGUCGAGUGGCAGCUCUAUGCCCACUACGCAGGUUCAACAUUCACCACCCAAGGGCUCUUGCUCUUGGACAAGAGUCUUGGACGUCGCAUGGAAAUGACCGCGGAGGAUUGUCAAUGGCGCAGCCAUCACGGGGAGAAGUGGCAUGCUGUCUCUGGUGGACUGGAGCUCCCUUGGAAGGUGCAAACAACUAACCUGACAACUCCCGACCUCGUGGUGAUGGGCUCCGAAAUCAGUUUCAGCAUGGAAGGUCCCCAAGGUCAGCGCAAGGUGGCCCGUCUCCUGUCCCACUGCACCCCUCAUGAUCAUUUGGACUUCAAGCUCACCAUGUACGAGAAGGAAGACAUUGACUACGUGGAUGGUGAACUUGGAGUUGACCCGCAAGUCUGGAACAAGUCCUCCCUCUUCUACUCCAAAAGCAGCCAAAUGCAGAUGCGAAACGAUCUCGAGUUUGAGGCGUCCGAAACUUGGGCCAACUUGGGUGGCAGUGAGGCUGCAGCGGAAUAUUUGAAGAAGAAACAGCAGGAGCAGGCCGGGGCUUCUUUGGUGCUACGUAAAGACUGCGCCACUGAAUCUGAGAUUCGGGCAGCCACCAAGAUCUGCGCCAAGUACUUGAAGAAAAGCCUCAACGAGGACGUCUUUGCCGACUGCGUCUUCGACGUUUGCCAUGGCGGAGGCGAGGCGGAGGCGGAACGUGCCGCUUUGCUUAUUUCAGGUUAG